AUGGUCCAUCACGCCGACUACACGAACUUCUCGAAUCCUUCCUCGGCCGAAACCAAAACCAAACGCGAAACACUUCAACAGCUACUUGAUGCUUACUCGGCCCUCGAAACUCCGUAUUUGAUAUCCAACUUGUCCAAUUGUGCAUCUCUAUUAUGGCACGCAUACCAUUCAUUGGGCAUCAAUGUGAAUUGGGCGGGAUUCUACACCAGCCAGAAUUAUCAAGUUCGUCAUAUCAGCACCACAAACCAUCAAGAGAAACUCAAUCACGAAUCACACAAAGAAACCUCCUCAGCAACUACCUCAACCACCGCUUCUUCUUCUUCUUCUUCUCCUUCUUUUGCUACUUCCUCCGUUGAAUUGCUUCUAGGCCCAUUCCAGGGUAAAGUCGCCUGCCAAUCGAUCCAAUGGGGUAAAGGAGUAUGUGGAACAGCCGCAUCGACAGCCCAAACUCAAGUUGUACCCGAUAUCAACAAGUUUCCCGGUCAUAUAGCAUGCGAUGGUGAGACAAAGUCGGAGAUUGUUGUGCCUAUCAUAAAAGAGGGUUCGUUUAACUCUGAUGAUGAGGGUGGCAGAGCAGUGGCAGUUAUUGACUUGGAUUGUCUUGAUUUUAAUGGGUUUGAUGAGGUUGAUAAGGAGUUUUUGGAACAAUUGGCCAAGCUAUUAAGCAAAAGCUUCUGA
Molecule: messenger RNA, 678 nt
Organism: Lodderomyces theae
Lineage: Eukaryota; Fungi; Ascomycota; Pichiomycetes; Serinales; Debaryomycetaceae
Product: L-methionine (R)-S-oxide reductase
Exons: 1
Coding region: 1-678 (225 amino acids)
Cellular component (GO): cytosol
Molecular function (GO): L-methionine (R)-S-oxide reductase activity; protein binding
Source: RefSeq, a predicted model, not a curated record